AUGGACCCACGCGAUCCAUCUGCCUCGGUCAAGCGAUCCGUAAAGUCCAACACCAAAAGCUCCAAAGACAGUAUUGCCAGGCUUGCGGAUGAUCUUCUUCGUCAAUCUCUUAUUCGCAAGCCUGACAUUACUGCACAAGAAGCAUCAACAUUGAAGGCCAAGACGCCCCAUUCCUCAGCAAGCAUCACUCGCUCAAGCAUAUCCAAACCCAAGGGCUCUUCCGCAGCAGAUGAGUUGCUCCGUGCCUCUUUGGUUCGUGAUGCUUCAGGUUCUGGACCAAGCGUGCCUCCUUCCUAUCGAACCCACAACAAUGCUCCAACCCCAUCGUCAGUAACCAGGGUCAAGGAUAGCUCGACUAUCUCGGCUGCUUAUAGCAAGAGUCGGCUAUCAGCACUCAAGUCAGAGGUUGCGCGUGCCAACGCUGCAGCCCCAGCUUACUCCAAGUCUGGCUUGUUCAAAAGCUCCUGCUCGACUGAUAUACUGUUCCUUCUUGACACGACAUACUCUAUGAAUAAUGUGCGCGUCGCGGUGGUUGGAUACAAAGACCAUGGCGAUGAGCCCAACAUAGAGUUCCUCGACUUUACUACAGCUGUCACAGAGGUAUACAACUUCUUGGCCAGCCUUCAAGCAUCAGGUGGUGGGGAUAUCCCUGAGGAUGUUCUGGGCGGUAUACAGAAGGCUAUCAAUGCAUCAUGGAUGCAACACACCAGGUGUCUGAUCCACAUCGCCGAUGCCCCUCCUCAUGGACAUGCUCUACAUGACUAUGAGGAGAGUGACGAUGACUACUACAGAACAGCCAGUGAACCCCAUGGUCUCACUCAUGCAAAUCUCUUGAGCCGCCUUGUCAAACUCAAGGUCAACUAUGCUCUUCUGCGAAUCAACUCAUCUACCGACCGCAUGGCCCUGGAGUUUGGCAAGUCCUACAGCGGUGGCUUUUCGGGAGCGGACGUCAAGCUCCACGAGAAGAAUUCUUAUAACAUUGCGAUUGAGGACUCGCUCAUCUUGGCCAAGUCACGAGCCAAGAGAACAGCCACGAGUACUGGGCCCCUUUUCGAAGAACUCCAGCUCGGAACUGGAUACACAGCCAUCAAGCAUUUGGUUGUCAGCACUGUCACGUCUUCAGUAUCGCGUACAGCAAACCGCUUGACUCUGGCAAUGAGGGGCGGGAGCCGUGGUGGCUCGCACAUGUCUGGACGCCCAGAGUUAACUGCUAUCUUGGAAGAUGGCAGUGUUGCCAGAAGUGUAGCCAGCAAAAGCGUUGCUCUUGAGACAUCACCACCGCGCUGGAACACCCCUGGCUGGCUAGACAAGAAGCUCACCACGGAGGGCUUUUGUCUGGACCUGAGCGUCCAUGGGGCUGAUACACUGGAUGCAAUGUUGGACAACGAUGAGAACAUCAAGCUUGGGCUUGUCAAGCUCGAUAUCAACGCGCGUUCCAAGCCAUUCGCUGAAGGAUCUCUGCGCGUCGCGGCGUAUGCUCGCCCAGCUGCAACCACGAGCAAAUUCGUUCUCAAGUCAUUCAAACAUACUGAACACAGGCUCGCCAAUCUAAUUGAGGACAUGCGAAUGCAAGCGCUUUGUAAAGCAUUUGCGCUGGAGUUCAACGGGCUUAUCAAGUCCUCACAGCCUAUCGAUUUUAUAACUACGCUUUGUCUUCAGGACAUGUCUCGCGGAUCCAAGUCAGACGACAAUCUGUCGCUGGAGCCGUUUAUCGAAGGCGAAUACAUCAAGUAUAAUAGUAACGGGGUUUAUGUCUUGGAAGACGACACUAAUCCAUUCAAUGAGAUUGCGCAAGCCUUCUCGCAUUUUACCUUUGAGCGCUCCUGGGGCCAUUUUCUGGUCACGGAUCUUCAAGGUGUAGGUAACUCUUUCACCGAUCCUGCAAUUCAGACUAAGGAUCCUGAACGUUUCAAACUCGGUGAAACGAACCUCGGUGAAGAAGGGUUCAAGUUCUUCUUCGCCUUGCAUGAAUGCAAGGCGACAUGUCGUCAGCUGGGGCUUCUGACGAACAAGGAAAUGCUGGUAUCUGGCAAACUCACGUUCAGAAGCAAAUGGCCUGCUAUGGACCCAACAGUUUGUUGCUCUAAUAAACUGUGCCGCAAGAUUAUCCGACUUGCAACAGCUAACAAAUCAUCUGAUUAUCCUGAGCAUAACUGGUGUGAUGGGUGUUUCCCGCAGCUCAAGCUUAGUGAGAUAAAGGUGGCAUGUGGAGGAUCGAAACAUAAUUUCCAAGUUUCCAAGUUCUACCAUGAGAGUCAAGGCGAGAAGGCGCCGACUGUGUGUGAAGAGCAUAGGGAGAAGGAUGCCACUGUUACUAGUGUUGUUGGAGGUGGUUUGUGGGAGACUACGAAGUCGACUGAGAAGAAAGAGAUAUUAGGCAGAUUGUGGUAG
This is a messenger RNA of Fusarium tjaetaba, 2391 nucleotides long. Its product is annotated as kinase. Gene Ontology annotation, biological process: peptidyl-threonine phosphorylation. Gene Ontology annotation, molecular function: protein serine/threonine kinase activity; ATP binding. NCBI's taxonomy places the organism in Eukaryota, Fungi, Ascomycota, Sordariomycetes, Hypocreales, Nectriaceae. Bases 1 to 2391 code for a protein of 796 amino acids. The record is from RefSeq and is a predicted model, not a curated record. Gene Ontology annotation, cellular component: cytoplasm. The transcript is spliced from 2 exons.